Molecule: messenger RNA, 3787 nt
Organism: Pseudoliparis swirei
Lineage: Eukaryota; Metazoa; Chordata; Actinopteri; Perciformes; Liparidae
Product: acyl-CoA dehydrogenase family member 11-like
Exons: 15
Coding region: 129-2036 (635 amino acids)
Molecular function (GO): oxidoreductase activity, acting on the CH-CH group of donors
Source: RefSeq, a predicted model, not a curated record
GCAAGAGCUAGCAGCUGCGUUGCACGUAAACAGUGCUGUGCGAACUUCAGGUAACAUUGCAACAGAUAAUCCUGUGAGGCGCUCAUUGAAGUCACGUUCCUCUCCCUCCUUCACACAGACCCCUCCCCAUGUCUCUGUGCUCAGCCCUCCGGACCCGCCAUGCGGCUGCAGGCGGCUGCCGGCGGCUGCGUGGCGUUCCUCCACCGCCGCUCCACAUCCGGUCGGCCAGUGAAGCCGAAGCAGGAACAAGAGGAGCUGACGGAGAACACCUGUGGGAGGCAGCUGGGCUCCCGCCGUUCGCUACAGCCAGAAUAGGAUCUUUCUUCCAGGAAAAGCCCGUUCUGAAGAACCCAUUUCUAGAGGAUGCCUUGCUCAGAGGUUACCUGAGGAGACACCUGCCCCAGGAGACCUCGUGGGCCGACCUGAGUGCAUUUGGAGAGCGUAUAGUGGAUGAGGUGGACGACUGGGGUCGGAAGUGUGAGGUCACUCCUCCACGGUUGGUGCACUUUGACCCCUGGGGUCGCAGAGUGGACCGCAUCGUAACCUCCUCUGCCUGGAAACGCAUGAAAGACCUGUCGGCACAGGAGGGGCUGGUUGCCCUCGGCUACGAGAGGUCCUUCGGGGAGUGGAGUCGUGUGUAUCAAAUGAGCAAGUUGUACAUCUUCUCUCCCUCCUCUGGGCUCUACACGUGUCCUCUGGCCAUGACUGACGGAGCUGCUAAGGUCAUCCAGUCCUUAGGUGUUUCGUGGCCUGUAGCGGAAGCCUUCAGCCGCUUGACCGCCCGGCAGCCGGAGCGUUUCUGGACGUCUGGGCAGUGGAUGACCGAAAGACAGGGAGGCUCUGACGUGGGAAGAGGCACAGAGACGGUGGCUGUUCCCCAGACAGACGGGUCGUACCAACUGCACGGCUUCAAGUGGUUCACCUCUGCUACCGACGCAGACAUGACCCUCACGCUGGCCAGAGAGCAGGACAGCACAGGAGCGACCGCACCGGGCAGCAGGGGGUUGUCUUUGUUCUACGCGGAGGUGAGUAGAGAUGAGGACGGCCGGCUGAAGGGUAUCGAGGUCCAGAGGCUGAAGGACAAGCUGGGCACAAGACAGAUGCCGACGGCCGAGUUGCUGCUGGCCGGCCUGCCGGCUCACCGGCUCUCAGAGAAAGGGAGAGGCGUGGCCUCCAUCGCCAACAUGCUGACGAUCACCCGGAUACACAACAGCAUCUCUGCAGCCGCCGCCAUGAGGAGGGUGGUCCAGUUAUCUCGUGACUAUGCCACUCGCCGCACUGCCUUUGGAAAGCUCCUUAAAGAUCACCCGCUGCACAUGCAGACUCUGGCUAGGAUGGAGGUGGAGACUCGCGGAGCUUUCCUCCUGGUGAUGGACGUGUGUCGUCUGUUGGGCCGCGAGGAGAGCGGCGUCGCGACGCGGCGUGACGCGCACCUGCUGCGUCUGCUCACUCCGGUGGCCAAGCUGUACACGGGGAAGCAGGCGGUGGCCGUGGUGUCGGAGGGGUUGGAGAGCUUCGGCGGACAGGGCUACAUCGAGGACACGGGGUUGCCUGGACUGCUGCGCGACGCUCAGGUGUUGAGCAUAUGGGAAGGAACCACCAAUGUUCUGUCUCUGGACGUGCUGCGAUGUGUGGCGCGGAGCUCAGGAAUGGUUCUCCACGCCUACUUCACCCAUGCCAAGUCCCUGCUUGCAGCGGCAUCGAGUGUCUCCACAUUGGGGCCGGCGGUGAGAGCGGUCGACUGUGCUCUCUCUGCACUGGAGGACUUUGUUCAGGUAGCAGCCACAAGAGCACCUGGCUACCUGGAGCUCGCAGCCAGAGACCUGGCCUACAGCCUGGCUCGCAUCUACACGGGCGCCCUCCUCAUCGACCACGCCUGUUGGGACGGAGCCUCUUCAUCUGACACCUAUGCCGCUCUCAGGUGGUGUGAACACGACUUGUGCCCGGUGGCGACGAAACAGGCGAGAGGCUGCUAUGACCUCAGAGCAGCGGCGCUUGAUGCUGCGCUCGUGUACGACCGGCCCGUCCAAGGCUGAAGGGUCACUGAUGCACCUUGACCUCACCUGAGCUCCGUGGCAGAGCUGUCACCGGCUCGCUCCCUUCUAUAGAUGACUGAGACCAUGUUUUAAAAAAGAAAUGAGAAGAAUACAUAAAAGCCUCCUCUAUAAGCACAGAAAUCAAACUGAAAAUUGAGUAUAAUAUAAUAUAGUCCUGUCUCAUGUGAUUUCUGUUUCUUUUAUAUUUACUUCUUUAUAUGAAGUAUCUGCAAUAUAUAUUGUCGUGGCCAUUUGUCCUUAGAAAUCAAAUAAAACUAUAAAUCAAAUGUCCACUGACGCUCCGUGGGGGUUUCAGAGUUGACGCAGGCAAAAGAAAGUAAAGUCCAUUUUGGUUUGUUGGUUUUGAUCAUUUAUUUUCCAAACAAACUAAACGCGGACACGUCCUCUCUUUGCUGAUGCUGGUAAAAACAUCGGCCACCCAGGUGCAUGCUGGUCCUGUACCCACCUCUACUGUAACCACAGGUGCCCAGUGUUACCCAAUCAGUGAACCUAAAGCUAAAUAUAUUGAACUAAACUACAACUAUCAUAAGAAACAACUAACAUAUCAAAAUAUAACCUAAACUAGAACGGGCACUCGGUAGAGCGCAUACCUUCGCAUAUCACAAGAUUGGGCAUUGAAUUAUGAACAUUUUGGCAUCAGUUGCCAAUUGGAUAAAAAUUGACCGUGCUAUGGUAAAAAGAAGAUUUUGACCUUUCCAUGACCUUGACCUUUGACCCGAUUGAUCCCAAAAUCUAAUCAAAUGGUCCCCGGGUAAUAACCAAACAUCCCACCAAAUUUCAUGCGAUUCCAGAAGAUGUUGACCUUUUCAUGACCUUGACCUGAUUGAUCCCAAAAUCUAAUCAAAUGGUCCCCGGAUAAUAACCAAACAUCCCACCAAAUUUCAUGCGAUUCAAGAAGAGUUUGACCUUUUCAUGACCUUGACCUUUGACUCGAUCGAUCCCAAAAUCUAAUCAAAUGGUCCCCGGAUAAUAACCAAUCAUCCCACCAAAUUCCAUGCGAUUCAAGAAGAUUUUGACCUUUUUCAUGACCUUGACCUUUGACCCGAUCGAUCCCAAAAUCUAAUCAAAUGGUCCCCGGAUAAUAACCAAUCAUCCCACCAAAUUUCAUGCGAUUCGGUUUAAUACUUUUUGAGUUAGGCGAAUAACACGCAUACAAAGAAAUACGCGGCGAUCAAAACAUAACCUUCCGCAUUUUCAAUGCGAAGGUAAAAAGCAAUGAAUUUAUUAAUAUUACUUUACAAUAAAACUAAAUACAAAUGUCAAAUUAAAUAGCUCCAACAUAUGUUUGUCUGUAAUACACAUGGAGCUAUAGAUGUACAAUGUCUGCCGUGUGAAGUGCAGGUAUGAGACAUGGCUCCAGGCUGUUCAGUCAUGACUCCUCUUGCACACACCUGUCGGACGAGCAGCGGUCAACAGACUGAAGAGCCCAGGUCAGAGGCCGCAGCACACGCUGCCUCUGCUGCCGGGAACAUUACGAUCGGCAUUAACUUCUAUCUUUACUCGUAUCUAUAACAAAAUAUAUGACGAACAGUUUUACAAAAUGUAUACACCAGCUAACUAUUUGUAAUGACACUAUGAUUCUAUGAUUCUAUUGAUUAUAUUGAUAGUUCACUUUAUUAUUGUUGUAUUGUGACAAUUUAUAUCUGAAAUGAAAGCAUAUGGUGAAAAUGCUUCAAAGUGACGUGCAGCAGCUUUGUGGGGAAAUCAACUAAUAAAGAAUCCAUAAUCAA